Molecule: messenger RNA, 2840 nt
Organism: Hipposideros armiger (great roundleaf bat)
Lineage: Eukaryota; Metazoa; Chordata; Mammalia; Chiroptera; Hipposideridae
Gene: TFAP2C
Product: transcription factor AP-2 gamma
Exons: 7
Coding region: 234-1586 (450 amino acids)
Biological process (GO): regulation of cell population proliferation; regulation of transcription by RNA polymerase II; anatomical structure development
Cellular component (GO): nucleus
Molecular function (GO): DNA-binding transcription factor activity, RNA polymerase II-specific; RNA polymerase II transcription regulatory region sequence-specific DNA binding
Source: RefSeq, a predicted model, not a curated record
ACUGUGCGGGCGCGGCUUCCCGGGUCCUUGGCAGCGGCCUUUACACCCGCGGCAGCGGCACCUACGCUCGCAGAGCCGCGGAUGCGCGUCCGGUGACCGGUUCAGCGAGGCCCGCGCGAGGCGGGGGCGGCGGCAGACACCUGGCUACCGUGACCCCAAUUUUGGAUUUACCGCUCGGGGGGUGGGGGGAGCUUGGAUUUAACUGGCGACUGUUUUGGGGGACGCAGGACGCCAUGUUGUGGAAAAUAACCGAUAAUGUCAAGUACGAAGAAGACUGCGAGGAUCGCCACGACGCGAGCAGCAAUGGGAACCCGCGCCUCCCCCACCUCUCCUCGGCCGGGCAGCAUCUGUACAGCCCCGCGCCGCCCCUCUCCCAUGCCGGAGUCGCCGAGUAUCAGCCACCACCCUACUUUCCACCUCCCUACCAGCAGCUGGCUUACUCGCAGUCAGCCGACCCCUACUCGCAUCUGGGAGAAGCGUACGCCGCUGCUAUCAACCCUUUGCACCAGCCAGCGCCCACCGGCAGCCAGCCGCAGGCCUGGCCGGGCCGCCAGAGCCAGGAGGGGGCUGGCCUGCCCUCGCACCACGGGCGCCCCGCCGGCCUGCUACCCCACCUCUCCGGGCUGGACGGCGGCGCCAUGAGCGCCCGCAGGGAUGGCUACCGCCGCUCGGACUUGCUGCUGCCCCACGCGCACAGCCUGGACGCCGCGGGCCUGGCGGAGAACCUGGGCCUCCACGACAUGGCGCACCAGAUGGAGGAGGUGCAGAUUGUCGACGAGCAGCACCUGCUUUUGCAUGAUCAGACUGUAAUUCGCAAAGGUCCUGUGGCCGUAACCAAGAACCCCUUGAAUCUCCCUUGUCAGAAGGAGUUGGUGGGGGCCGUGAUGAACCCCAGCGAGGUCUUCUGCUCAGUCCCUGGAAGACUGUCCCUCCUGAGCUCCACGUCUAAAUAUAAAGUGACAGUUGCUGAAGUCCAGAGGCGAUUGUCCCCGCCUGAGUGCUUAAAUGCCUCAUUACUAGGAGGUGUUCUCAGAAGAGCCAAAUCUAAAAAUGGGGGCCGGUCUCUGCGGGAGAAGUUGGACAAGAUUGGGCUGAAUCUUCCAGCCGGGAGACGGAAAGCUGCACAUGUAACCCUUCUGACGUCUUUAGUAGAAGGUGAGGCAAUUCAUUUGGCUCGGGACUUUGCGUAUGUCUGUGAAGCAGAGUUUCCAAGUAAACCGGUGGCUGAAUAUUUAACCAGACCUCAUCUCGGAGGACGGAAUGAGAUGGCAGCGCGGAAGAACAUGCUGCUGGCUGCACAGCAAGUGUGUAAAGAAUUCACGGAGCUUCUCAACCAGGACCGAACGCCCAACGGGAACAACCGGCCCGUCCCGGUCUUGGAGGCCAACAUCCAGAACUGCCUGUCUCACUUUAGCCUAAUUACCCACGGCUUUGGCAGCCCGGCCAUCUGUGCCGCCGUGUCUGCUAUGCAAAACUACAUCAAGGAAGCCCUGGUGGUCAUAGACAAGUCCUAUAUGAAUCCUGGAGACCAGAGUCCAGCCGAUUCGAGCAAAACCCUGGAGAAAAUGGAGAAGCACAGGAAAUGACAUGGCAUGAACACAGGGCCUAGUGAGUCUGGAAGGAAAAAGUCUCCCAAACCGCUCUCCACCCGGCCCGCACAGACAGCACCUCCUCUUGCCUGGGGGAGAGGUUGAGCUUGUUACCCACCUUCCCAUUAAAAAGGCCUCUGUCAAUUUCCGGAUCUUUACGCGCCCUCCUGGAGUCCUUAGAAUUUCUCUAGCGCUGAAGCUCUCCUUAACCCUGGACCAAGGUAUCAGAAGGUGACAAGUACUGAUUCCUUACUCCUUAAGCUUCUGUGUUACUUUUUUUGAACCCCCUUCCUUUCUCUGAAAAGUGGUGCUACAAGUUUUGGAACCUUUUAAAUACAUCCCCCGGGCUAACAAACCCACUUUUUUAGCUGGGAAAAUGUCAAGUUGAUUUCAGAUCAACAAUAACUUUCAGAUCAACAAUAAUGGCUGGCUUUCGUGGCCACUAAAUAUUUAUCUAAACAAAGGUAUUUAUCUAGCCUCUUCAGAUAUCAAAGCCUACACCCAGUAGGAGGCAGAGAUUCUAUCCGCUUAGCAACUAGUUAGGUGGUAUUUGACACAUUUUAUACCCCCUGUUCGAAGGGGGCCUUCGGGCUUUACAGAACUUGUAGAAACAAAGCCUGCUGAUGUGGUUUUUUGUUUUGUUUUGUUUUGUUUUUUAAAAUCUUUGAAAGUUAACUCUUCAAAUGGGAGACUCUUGAAAUGACCUGUUCUUUUAAGGUACUGAAGCUUUAUUUGCGUAUUUAUUUCACAUCUUGGUGUUGCGAGUAAACUUGAAAAGGGUAGGCACGAAGCAUUUUUUUUGCUGCCUGUUACCCCAUCCCGGAGGAGGCGCUGUUCUUUUGAGAAACGGUGCGUUGCGUGUACAGAUUUUAUUUAUGCAUAAUUUAAUCGGGUCUGUAAAUACGGGUGCACUUCUUACGACUUUUUGAAAAUUGGGAUUCCAUGUUAAUACCUUAAAGGUGAGGGGUCAUCUACGACACAUGUUUAGGUUUUAUUCAUAUGUACACAGGGUAUCGAGAAUUAAGAGGACCCUGGGAUCUGUUCUUGAUGCGAAAGAUUCUAUUUAAUUGAAGCUCUGUUCACAUAGCAAUAACUUUGUGUCUCAUUCCUGUUGGGCCAAACCCAAAGGUGAGUGCGUGGUACAGUGUGUGUGGGUGACAUGGAGUUUCGGAAUUGAACUCCAUGCCUGUAAAAUGUUCCCCAAGUAAUUGUUGUGUAUAUGACACCUGUAUAAUAAAAAGUAUUCUCGAU